Messenger RNA from Radiomyces spectabilis, 2845 nucleotides. RefSeq lists its product as uncharacterized. The transcript is spliced from 3 exons. The record is from RefSeq and is a predicted model, not a curated record. Bases 348 to 2540 code for a protein of 730 amino acids. NCBI's taxonomy places the organism in Eukaryota, Fungi, Mucoromycota, Mucoromycetes, Mucorales, Radiomycetaceae.
GGACGCCCGCGGAGGAAGUUCAAAGUAUUUGGAUUUUGCAGUGAAUCAGAGGGAAGAGCACGCGAUAUUCAUAUAAUGAUGGUUCAUGUUUUACUAUGGCGUACGGCGAUAAAAUAGUAGUUCAAUGAGGUUUGAUCAAGUAUGACAGCAACGGUACACCAGAGGCAAAAACAAAGGUGUGAGGCGGGCCAAAGGGGUUUUUCCCCGGAUUCACACUGAGGCACUGGAAAAGGCAAGCGAGAGAAAAGGAUGGAUGACCAUUUUUGGUGUGAUUGUUCCGAGCAGUCCCCUUUUCCGCUUACAGAAUGAAUGCAAGUGAGUCAGCACUGUGUCCGUUGUAACAAAUUAUGGCCCCGUUUAUCAAACCAAGAGAUAAAGACCACCCAACCGUAUUUCCCAAUAAUAACGAUGUCUCUGGUCAAGGCAUGAGUACAAAUACCCAUUCCAAACGUCCCUGGAAUGGCUGCCAUCUCGUCAAUUUUAACAACAACAAUAACAACAAGGAGCAUUCCUUUCCUCAUCCUUUGAACCUCAUUCGUCCCGCCAGCCUCGGUUUCAGCGCCAGCACUGUUCCACCAACCAAUACCACUCACGGCACCAGUCCAUCACCUUCCAGCAUGCCCAUCUCCGUCUCUCAUGCACCCUUACAUCCCGCGCCCUGUCUGAGUUCUGCCGAGUCGAAUAGCCAAGCAUCGGGCAGUGCCGAUUUGGAGGGACUGAUUUCCUUGAUGAAGACACACAAAGUGUCUGAGCAACCACGAGAGACUCGUGUCGAUUCAAAUAACGAAAAACAGCUAUCAAGUCUUUUCAACUUUACAUUCAACGACACCAGCUUGUCAUCCGCUUCGACCUCACUCUCAUCGUCGGAUAGUCCAGUGGCUCUGGCGGCAUCGGCAAAGGAGUCUCAUCCUGUGCCCACAGACACGCCCACCAGCCAACUCAUCGCUUUUCAUCGUUCUCAAUUCUCUUUUCCUCCACCAACCUCUGUAGAGUUUUUUAACGGUAUAAGAAAUGCCGCUCCACUCGGUAUCAAACAGCCAUCCGUAGCGGGCAUGCCUCCUCCUCCAGCCAAGCUGGCGUCAUCGAGUGAGGGGAACCACGUAUACCACACUUCCGCAAAUGACACUUCAACGUUGGCCUCUACCACUUUGCCGUCUUCCCGAGUGGACCAAGAUGCAACGCCACCUUUCAACGAUCCCAAUUUGCCUAUACGCGUAUUCCCCGAUUCGAAAUAUAUCCAAUUGCAAUACCGCAAAAUCCUGCCUCUUCCGACGAAACGUUCGAAACGAAAGACCGCCACCGCCGGCAUGAAAGCAGCAGCAGGUUCCGACGAAAGCGCAGAUACAUCAUCUAAAGAAUUCCUGGACAAUCAAGUAUCUUCAGAAAACUCGCCAACCGAUAAUACUGACUCUAAUCUUUCGGUGUGGGAUUUUCCUGCCGCAACCGCUUCGCAGACUGACAAUCCUACGGCGGCUGAUGACGGACCCUGGAUGCAGGACAGUGAGGCUCACAUUCCUUCUUCCAACGAAUCGCAGCCAUCAGUAUCAUUAUUUUCAAUGGAUCAUGAUGCAUCGCAUCCAUUUUCAUCUGCGCAUCCAAAUGAGGCGGGAUCGAGGGAAAGCGCAAAAAAGUUGAAAUGCUCUCGAGUCUAUGAAAGAAACCGAGAGGAACUACCGAUUGCGACGCCUCGGCAGCGCGAACGAUGGUGUAGAGUGACAGAAAAUGAUCGACCGGGGACCAGUUUCAGAACCAAUCUUCAGGCGACGUUUCCGGACCACAAUUUUGAGUUUUCGUUAGAUCCUGCCAUCCAACCCAAUUGGGACCAGUUGUCCGCUUUGAAUGAUGCAUGUGGUUCGACGGCGACCGAAUUUGGUCACAAUGCAACGAGAAACGAGAGCAAGGCGCCAUCUUCCCCCAUCAUAGCUGAUGCACCUGCACAAUCACCAGAAAUAUCGAAAGCGGUUCGAUCCACGGAAACAGGUGCAAAGAAGAAAAAGUCGUCCAGACGAAAAAAGGGCAAACCAGGUAUCAAACAAGGCGAAAAAGAAUUGGAUCCUCAACAUAUCAAGACGUCCGUCUCUGCUUCUGGAUCUCAGAUGAGCGCUUCAUCCACGAGUAAAAAGAAGAGUAAAAAGGGGCAGCGAAAAAAGGAACAGGAAGCACCAUCGUUGCUGUCAACGGAUCUCUGGGCAUCCGAUCUAUCCAUGAUACGAAGUGCGCUUCCUGAAGACUGGAUCUGCUUGUUCUGCCAAUAUGACAUCUUUUGCAAUGGCUUGAUGAAAGCUCGACAGAAAAAUGGCUAUUACAAACGAUUACGGGAGCGACAACGACGGUUAAAGGAGGCUGAGGAUCGACGGCUGUGUGAAGCUUCUUCUACCAUUGUCAGUGAUACAGAAGACGAUCAAUGGGACCCCAGCCUUGCUAUUUCCGAUAAACCUAUUUCCUGUGAAUCGCAACCUCAACACUCCAAUCCCAAUCCUACUGCGGGCCGUUUAAAUUCUCAGCAGAGGAUGCCAAGAGGAAAUAAUCCUGCCCCAUAACCUGAUACAUACCAUCUACUUAAACACACGUUCUGUCUUUUGAUUUUCCAUCUUUUACAGUAUCUUUCGCUUUGCUCGUGGAAGAACCGAUCUAUUUUUUGUUGGUUUUACCAAAUAAUUCUGCCACCUAUCCAUCAAAGGCAUGAUAUGAUUUUAUUCUGUGAAAUUCGUCGGAUAUCACAGGCAUGAAAAAAAAAUGAUGAGUAAUCUAUGCUAGUAGAAAUGAAAAAAUGAGAAUAAUGGCAUGAGAUAAGAAACUAUUAUAAUGAUUCUAGUCUAUUCAAGAAUACGUUCUAGUAAUUUAA